AGCAUAUUUUCUUACGUCAUCUGAAGCCACCGGAAGAGCGAGUUAACUGUCCCCGCCCCGGCAGCUCAGUCAAUCCAACCCUGAAGAGAAGGCGAGUCCACGGCUAAAAAUAUAAUAGCUAACACAAGAUGGCCGGUUUGCCUCGUAGGAUUAUUAAGGAGACACAGCGGUUGAUCGCAGAGCCUGUUCCAGGGAUCGUGGCUACGCCCGAUGAAGGGAAUGCACGUUACUUCCAUGUGGUCAUUUCAGGGCCUCAAGACUCUCCCUUUGAAGGAGGCACAUUUAAACUUGAACUAUUUCUUCCAGAAGAGUAUCCCAUGGCAGCUCCCAAAGUGCGAUUCAUGACCAAAAUCUACCACCCCAAUGUUGACAAACUGGGAAGAAUAUGUUUAGACAUUUUGAAAGACAAGUGGUCUCCAGCCCUGCAGAUCCGUACAGUGUUGCUAUCUAUCCAGGCAUUAUUAAGUGCUCCCAAUCCAGAUGAUCCCCUGGCAAACGAUGUUGCAGAGCAGUGGAAGAAAAACGAAAGCACUGCCAUCGAGACAGCCCGAGCAUGGACCAGGCGCUUCGCAUCCAGCCCGAGCAUGGACCAGGCUCUACGCGGGAAACACUGAAGUAUAGAAGAAGCGAGACGAGGCGUCUGAAUGUGAUCCACAAAAUGUACUCCUAUUCUGUCAACAUUUGAAUUUAACGGACACAAAAAAAGAGAAAAAAAAAGAUAAGAUUCUAAGUCCAAAUUUAUUUGAAAGAAAUGACGAGAUUUACUGCUGCAGACCUCUGGGUGACUUAUUUUCCUCUCUAAGACGCGUUAAGUGUGUGUUAACCUUUUUUUUGUUUUGUUUUUUUUUGUUUUUUCCUGUGUUGCUAUUUAAGUGCAUGGACAGAGAAUGACACCCUCCCCACUACAGUCUUAAAAAGAAAUAUACAUGCAAUAUGUUGUCCUGUCCUGAACUGGGCACAUAUACUGGUACGUUUGCAAAAUAUCCAUUAAAGCUGUUCUUCUUUUAACACAUUCA
Acanthopagrus latus (yellowfin seabream) is the source of this 1016-nucleotide messenger RNA. It is a transcript of the gene ube2nb, whose product is annotated as ubiquitin-conjugating enzyme E2Nb. Gene Ontology annotation, molecular function: ubiquitin conjugating enzyme activity. The transcript is spliced from 5 exons. Gene Ontology annotation, biological process: protein K63-linked ubiquitination; DNA damage tolerance. The coding region runs from base 129 to 614 and encodes 161 amino acids. Lineage: Eukaryota; Metazoa; Chordata; Actinopteri; Spariformes; Sparidae. The record is from RefSeq and is a predicted model, not a curated record. Gene Ontology annotation, cellular component: nucleus.